Molecule: messenger RNA, 3863 nt
Organism: Pteropus alecto (black flying fox)
Lineage: Eukaryota; Metazoa; Chordata; Mammalia; Chiroptera; Pteropodidae
Gene: HPS1
Product: HPS1, biogenesis of lysosomal organelles complex 3 subunit 1
Exons: 19
Coding region: 1029-3278 (749 amino acids)
Biological process (GO): melanosome assembly; vesicle-mediated transport
Cellular component (GO): BLOC-3 complex
Molecular function (GO): guanyl-nucleotide exchange factor activity
Source: RefSeq, a predicted model, not a curated record
UUUCCAUCAGCCUUUUUGGAAUUAAAAAAAGUAGAACCUAAUGUCCGCUAAAAAGCAUCCCCAUCUUUAUGGGAAGAUGACUUUAAGGCCAGUCAUGCUGGCGUUGUAUGAAGUCUCAGUUAUGUUGCAAAACAUGUUGAUCCUCUAACAGCCUUUUCUUGUCUCUAAUUUGCUUACAAUGUUUAAUUUCCUAAUUAAGCUAAAGCUUUAUAUUGUUCCUGUCUUUUAAUCAUCAAAAUGUGAAAGAUCUGGAAACAGUUUAGCUCUUCCUGUUAUUUGACCAAGGGUAACUGGGAAAUAGGGAUAAAGACCCGCUCUAUGUUAAGAAAACCAGAGUUUGCUAAGGGCGGUCUGCCUGCUUAUAGUCACUAUGACCCCGUAGAAAGGUGUAGCAGGCGGUUUUUCCUGGGUUUCACAGCAGGAGUUUGAGGCUCAGAGAGGUUUAAGUGCCUUGGCAAAGCCAAAACUAGAACCAGGUCUCAGGUUCCUUUUGUGUUGGUUUACUGCCAUUCAUCACAUCUUCCCAGGACACCUCUCCUGCUGGGACUCCUUCCCUACCCACCUGGUCAUAGCACACUCCUUGGGGCUGCUCAGGGCGGGUUUGCUGAACGCACCGUGGCUCUGAGCGACCCUCAGUGAAAUAAGAGUGCUUGGAAGGAAACCGUGGGAAUUGUUCAUGGGCUCCUGUUAUGUCCGAAGGACUGUGCUGGCUGGGUGCCUGUUCUCCAUUGUGGGACAGAUACAGGGCACUCAGACGCCUCCUGGCCAUGGUAAGAAUGUUCUGAGCAGACUGCCUCACAGCCAGAAAGAGACUUUUAACCACUCUGUCCUUCACUACCUUGUCCACUCCCAGAAACAGGCAACAGUCAGAACGAGGACCUGUGCUUGCCCUCAUGACCUCUCUGUUUUAAGCAUUUGCAGGACCCAGGAUGCUAUGCUGUUCUCCAUGAGCUGGUCACCGAGUCUGGGUACUGCAGCCCUUUCUGAACCUCUGGCUUGCUGGAAGCUCCGCUCUGCUCCUUGCCAAGAUGAAGUGCAUCUUGGUGGCCACAGAGGGUGCAGAGGUCCUCUUCUACUGGACAGAUGAAGAGUUUAAAGAGAGUCUGCGACUGAAGUUUGGGCCGUCAGAGAAUGAAGGACAAGAGCUUCCUGCGCUGGAGGACCAGCUCAGCACCCUCCUAGCCCCAGUCAUCAUCUCUUCCAUGACAAUGUUGGAGAAGCUCUCAGACACAUACACCUGCUUCUCAACAGAAAAAGGGAACUACCUGUAUGUCCUUCACCUGUUUGGAGAAUGCCUGUUCAUCGCCAUCAACGGAGACCACACGGAGGACGAGGGGGACCUGCGGCAGAAGCUGCGUGUGCUCAAGUACCUGUUCGAAGUGCACUUCGGGCUGGUCACUGUGGACGGCCAGCUUAUCCGAAAGGAGCUGCGGCCCCCAGACCUGGAGCAGCGUGUCCAGGUGUGGGAGCACUUCCAGAGUCUGCUGUGGACCUAUAGCCGCCUGCGGGAGCAGGAGCAAUGUUUCGCUGUGGAGGCUGUGGAGCGGCUGAUCCACCCUCAGCUCUGUGAGCUGUGCAUAGAGGCGCUGGAGCAACACGUCGUCCAGGCUGUCAACUCCAGCCCUGCACGGGCUGGCGAAGAGGCCCUGCACGCCUUCCUGCUCGUGCACUCCAAGCUGCUGGCUUUCUACUCCAGCCACAGCGCCAGCUCCCUGCGCCCAGCUGACCUCCUCGCCCUCAUUCUCCUGGUUCAGGACCUCUACCCCAGCGAGAGCACAGAGGAGGAUGACGACACUCAGGUCUCGGGCAGCAAGAGGCCAUCAGGGAGAUGGCCCAGAAAACCAGUUUGGAGGCCUUCCCUGCGGAGGCCCCGGAGCAGCCAGCAUAUCCCUUUGCAGCAGCCCCGGAGCCCUCGUUCCUCAGGCCGGGCCAGGAGUUCUGCAGGGACCGAGACAGACAGCUUCUCCCUCCCUGAGGAGUACUUCACACCAGCUCCUUCUCCCGGGGAGCAGAGUUCAGGUUCAGGUAGCACCAUCUGGCUGGACGGGGGCACCCCACCCACUGAUGCUCCCCAGGUCCAGAUAGCUGAAGACACCCUCCAAACGCUGAUCCCUGGCUCCCCAGCACCUUCCAGUCCCAGAAGGAUUUUCCUGGAUGCCAGUGUGAAAGAGAGCUACUGCCCCAUGGUGCCUCACACCAUGUACUGCCUGCCCCUGUGGCCAGGCAUCAACAUGGUGCUCCUGACCAAGAGCCCCAGCACGCCCCUGGCCCUGGUCCUGUUCCAGCUGCUGGAUGGGUUCUCCCUGCUGGAGAAGAAGCUGAAGGAGGGACAGGAGGCCGGAAGCUCCCUGCGGGCCCUCCCGUUCAUGGGGGACCUGCGCCACAGGAUGGACAAGUUCGUCAAGAAUCGCGGGGGGCAAGAGAUUCAGAGCGCCUGGCUGGAGUUCAAGACCAAGGCCUUCUCCAGAAGUGAACCCGGAUCGUCCCGGGAACUGCUCCAGGUGUGUGGGAAGGUGAAGCGGCAGCUUUGUGCCAUCUACCGUCUUAGCUUCCUGACCACCACUCCGGGCCGGGGAGGCCCACAGCUGCCCCAGCACCUGCGGGACCAGGUCCAGACACUCAUGCAGAAAAUAAUAGGAGAACGUGUCCUGCGUGCCUCCUGCAGGAACGCCCCAAGGCUGAAGUUUCAGAAGCCCCUGGUGUCUCAGAGUUAUGAAAGCCUCGGCAGUCGUUUAUGUCGGUGUUGUCCAGCCAGCAAAGUGGUGAUGGAUAUUCCACAAGAGGACUUCCCAGGCUUGGUGCACUUCAUCUACAUAGACCGCACGACUGGACAGAUGGUGGCCCCGUCCCUCAGCAGCGGCGAAAGGACUUCAGCGGAGCUGGGCAAGGGACCCCUGGCCAAUUUCAUCAGAACAAAGGUCUGGUCUCUGAUCCGACUGGCGCGCAGAUACCUGCAGAAGGGUUACACCACGCUGCUGUUCCAGGACGGGGACUUCCACUGCUCCUACUUCCUGUGGUUCGAGAACGAGAUGGGGUACAAACUCCAGAUAAUCGAGGUGCCUGUCCUUUCUGAUGACUCGGCUCCUGUGGGCAUGCUGGGCGGAGACUACUACAGGAAGCUCCUGCGCUAUUACAGCAAGGGCCACCCAGCUGAGUCUGUCAAGUGCCAUGAGCUGCUGGCCCUCCACCUGUCUGUUAUCCCCAGAGACGUGCUGGUGCAGCAGGCCGGCGAGCUGGCCCGGCGCUUGUGGGAGGCAUCCCGCGUCCCCCUGCCCUAGGCCGGGGUGGAUGGCCCCAGCGCGGUCUGCCUGUGCACCCAGUUCUCCAGUCCUCACCCCCACUUGCAGACAUGGCUGCAGCAAGAGCCUCCUCUCCUCCGUAGCAGCCACCUGAGAAUGGACAGUCCCCAGGGCAGCCCUGUGAUUUCUUAAACUUCACUUAGAGCAGCUUCCAUUCCAGGCAAUGACCAAACCCCCAGAUUCUUCCCUCUGAAGGAGGAGGGAGGCCAGGGGAUUCCUUUGGUUUCCUUGAAACAACAGUGGCCUCUUUCAGAGCUUCAUCUCCAUUUAUCCCCAGGAGACAGGAAGUCCGCAGUACUUGUUGGUGUCUGAAGACACCCUCCCUCCGCUGUCCUAGGAGAGGAGGAGGAAGUCCCUCAGGAAGCUGGUUUCUUCCCCAAAUGAAAGGCACUCCCUUGGCUGAAGUCCAGCUCUGAGCUCUGCCAUUUUCUUUCUGCAGCUCUGGGUGGGUUUCCUAAACCAGACCUGUCUCCCUGCUUGUGGGGUGAUGGCACCUCCCUCUCUGGGUGCUGGUUAGGGCUGCCAGACACGCAGCAGGUGCUCAAUAAACACUGGUCUCAGUUA